Messenger RNA from Eucalyptus grandis, 963 nucleotides. Its product is annotated as ABC transporter G family member 31-like. Bases 1 to 963 code for a protein of 320 amino acids. The transcript is spliced from 4 exons. Gene Ontology annotation, molecular function: ATP binding; ATP hydrolysis activity. The record is from RefSeq and is a predicted model, not a curated record. Lineage: Eukaryota; Viridiplantae; Streptophyta; Magnoliopsida; Myrtales; Myrtaceae.
AUGACUCUGUUACUAGGACCUCCGGGAAGCGGAAAGAGCACCCUCCUAGAAAUCCUGGCAGGCAAAGCUAAAGUAACUCCUAGCUCAAGCUUGGAAGGCUCGGUGAUGUACAACGACAAAUCUAUCACUGAUAUAUGCCUUAGCAGAUUCAUUGCAUAUGUUAAUAGCCAACUUAACAAACACAUUCCAUUUUUAUCGGUUAGAGAGACACUUGAGUUUGCAAGGGAUUGUACCCAGGGUCUGCGGCCAAAGAACUUCACUCCUCAGAUGAGGAAAUUCUUUGCACAUGCACUUGUGGAAGGACAAGAUCCAUUCUUGGAGUAUGUUUUAGCAAUUUUAGGUUUGAAGGAAGUCGAGCACAAACUCAACGGAGAAGCCUUCUCCGAUUUCGAUCGCCAGAAGCUCACAACGGCUGAAUUGGCACUCGGAACAUACUCUGUCAUGAUUUAUGACCAACCAUUUUCAAGUUCUGAUCUUGCAGCCACCUACGACCUAGUAGACACCCUACGCACCAUGAGCAGAAUUCAGCAUUCAUCUGCGAUUGUGUCGUUGACCCAACUCUCCCAAGAAAUAUUAGAUCUUUUUGACCGAGUUAUACUGCUCAGCGAUGGCCAUGUUCUCUUCCAAGGUACUCGCCAAGAUGCCAUCCCAUACUUCACAAAGCUCGGGUACAUAAAACCAUUGCAUGUGGAAUCAAAUGAGUUUCUUGAAGACAUAGCAGCCGGAGAUGGGUCCAAGUAUAUGGCACCGGGAGCAACAUCCCCGACUCUAGAGGAGCUUAUUGAGUGCUACAACGCUUCAGAUCACUACAAGGACAUACUGAGGAUUGUGCAUGGAGAUGAGGUGAAGCAUACCUAUUGGGUAGACAGCGAGCCGGGACUUGGGUUGACUCUCAAGACACCAACCAAGUAUGAUUGUGCAGUUGAUGCACAGCCAAGAAAAGAGACAGGUCAGCAGCUCUGA